This is a messenger RNA of Botrytis cinerea B05.10, 1440 nucleotides long. RefSeq lists its product as hypothetical. The record is from RefSeq and is a predicted model, not a curated record. Bases 82 to 1401 code for a protein of 439 amino acids. Lineage: Eukaryota; Fungi; Ascomycota; Leotiomycetes; Helotiales; Sclerotiniaceae. The transcript has a single exon.
GAUUUCGAUUCAAUUCAUCAUAUUUCAUUCUUCUCGGUUUAUCCUUACAUAAUAUCUCGAUCAAAUAUCAUUUCUUCUAUCAUGAAGAAAAUAAGAGGUUUCAAUCCUCUAUGGGUACCAAUCGUAUUUAUGAGCUGUAGUUUAGUCGCAAUAGUAUUGUGUAUUGUUAGUACGAAUCCUCUAUGGGUACCAAUCGCCCUUAUGAGUUGUGCUUUAGUCACAACGGUAUUGUGUAUAGUUGCUCUGGAUUAUCUAUGGGGACCAAUCGCAUUUAUACGAUGGAUUUUACUCGAAACAUUACUCUGGAUUUCUUUUGUGGAUGAUUCCCCCUUUCAAUCGACUACUGAUAAUCUCAAAUUUGGACUUGUCCCUAGGAGAGGAUGGGGCUGUAAGCUGGUGUUUAUCGUCGCGAAAAUGAAGUUAAUUCAAGGAAGACCUCGAAUCGCCCGCAGAAAUAGCACUACCGGUCAACCCUCGAGUUCUUUAUUCCCGAGUAAUGGAAGGAGAAGAUCUCAAAUCACUCGUAGGCAAAGCACUACUGAUCUACCCUCGAAAGCUUUGUGGUCAAAAACACAGUAUAAGCUAGCCUCUUUAAUGGGUAUACCUCCCGAAAUUCGCCUCAUGAUCUAUGAUCACAUUUUUCCAUCUGAAAUUGAGCCCAUGAGUUGGACUUGCGAUCAAUAUAUAUCUUGUUCUGAACCGCAUGUACGUUGUAAGCACAAUGUGCAGAAUGAAAGAUGUUUCAAAUCACCCUUGUUGCAAGUUCACCCGAAAAUCUAUCGAGAAGCUAAGAGGCUUCUAUGGAACCGUGCUGUCUUUGGACUCGGGUGCGAUGAUCAUGCAAAUCGUUCACUCAGAUCUAUGAGCUGGAUUUCUCGUAGACUUAUCAAGCGCAUCGAAAUAUGUCCAGUAGUUGAUCACAACUUUCGAAUUCGUCUGGCAAAUAUGUCUGCAUCAAUCCCAACGAUGAACGCAAUGGCUCGAGAUGGACUUUUGGAAUCUAUAACUAUACUUGUACCGCCUUUUCAACUUCGGUGUAUUAUGGACGAGAAAUUGAAUGGUACAUUCCAGUUUGAUCUGUUGCGAUCAUUCGGUAAUGCACGAACUUGGUCAUGCAAAAGGAUCAUGAGAAUAUCGGUUUUCGAGAGUUACGAAGAACUCCUUAAUCCUAUUCUCCAGCCCAAAGUAAGCAGUAUUAAUCAUGGCACGAUUAUUCAAAACUAUAAAGAUUUGUUUGAGAAAUUGCAUCAGGCUUGGGGUGGAACACUUUAUCUUGGCAAUACGUUGGUUUGGGAGAAUGGCCGUCAUGUCUACAGAGCUCCCCCAUCACCAGUGACGCCUCGAAAACCAUUUCAAGAGAUGAUAAAGAAAAGCAAUGCAGCGAGAAAGGUUUUAUCCUAGGACAAAGACUUUUGUUAGGCUGUAUAAUUCUAGUAUCCA